UUUAUAACAUUUCAUUGAUCUUCUUGUUCCCAAAGCUCUGAGCUGAGGGUUAGGGUUUUACAGAAAUAACAUUCACCAUGUGCAAGCCCUGAAAAUUUCAAUUGCUCGCUGUCCGUUCGAUCAAUGGGAUCGUCGUCGGCGUUUUUCGUGAUCUGCAUUCUGCACUCUCUGAUUGCGAUGACCUGUGGGGCCCUCAUGAUGUUCUACAUGAAGGAGGUUUACACUUUCGGGCAUGGGGUGCAGACGGCGACGAAGCUUCUCGGAUCCACGCCGCACGACCAAUUACUCAUCAAAACCUCCGAUUCGUUCUCCGGCUUGCUACUCGUUGCCAUCGGGUUCCUCCUCUUCAUGGUUUCCUUCGUAAGGGACCGUGAUUUUCAGUCCUUCUUCGCCAAGGGCUGCACGCUCCUUCACGUCUUCAUGGCUAUGUGGAGGAUCUACUUUGAACGUAAGGUCGAGGAUCUCGCCUGGGAUUGGCUCAGGCAAACAGUUGGCGAUUUUCUCUUGGCACUCUCCUGGGUUUUCUUCCUUGUUUACUCUUGGAGAGAGAAGUAUGAUUAGCUUCCCUCUCCUUUUUAUUUUUAUUUAUUUAUUUCCCAUCGGUAUAAAUUUUGAGUUUUGAAUUUACCCUGUAAAAAUCGGAUCUCACAUGUUUUCUUAUCAAAUGGAUAUUUUAG
Molecule: messenger RNA, 677 nt
Organism: Gastrolobium bilobum
Lineage: Eukaryota; Viridiplantae; Streptophyta; Magnoliopsida; Fabales; Fabaceae
Exons: 1
Coding region: 124-561 (145 amino acids)
Source: RefSeq, a predicted model, not a curated record